AUGGCCUUGAAGUCUCUCUAUGCUCUUGGACUUGUAGGGCUCACUGCCCUUUCGGUUCGCGGUCAAGCAGCCAUUUACGCGCAAUGUGGUGGUGAAGGCUUUACCGGCGACACGACUUGCGUCUCAGGUGCUGUCUGCACUGAGGUCAACUCCUAUUAUUACCAAUGUCUGGCUGCUUCUGCUACUACGGUGGCAACUGGAACUGCAACGACUACAUCUGCAGGAGCGACAGCGACCAGCACCUGUGGUGCCACCCCAGCUGCAUCUGCUGGUACACUGAGUUAUGCAGGCGUUAACAUUGCAGGCUUUGAUUUCGGUUGUGAUACCGACGGGGACUGUACCGCGAGCGGUGCCUACCCUCCCUUAACACAGUACUAUGGUGCUGACGGUGUGGGGCAAAUGACUCACUUCGUCAAUGAUGACAAUUACAACAUCUUCCGUCUCCCUGUCGGCUGGCAAUUCCUCACUAACAACGUCUUGACCGGCACUUUAAACCAAACUAACUUCGCUGAGUAUGAUACCCUCGUUCAGGCGUGCUUGGCAACUGGUGCUAGUUGCAUCAUCGACAUCCAUAACUAUGCGAGAUGGAACGGCGAGAUUAUUGGUCAAGGUGGACCUUCCAACGAAAUUUUUGCCUCUCUCUGGAGUUCGCUAGCCACCUACUACGCCACCGAGUCUAAGGUUGUCUUUGGAGUCAUGAACGAACCCCAUGAUCUUCCCAACAUUACGCUCUGGGCUGGAACAGUCCAGGCUGCUGUGACUGCCAUCCGUGAAGCCGGAGCCACCACUCAACUCAUCCUUCUCCCUGGUGAUGACUACACAUCCGCCGAGACUUUCGUCUCCAAUGGAUCCGCCGAUGCUCUCAACGAAGUGACCAACCCCGAUGGAAGUAUCACUGGUCUCGUCAUGGAUGUUCACAAGUACCUCGACUCCGAUAACUCUGGAACCAAUGCAGAAUGUGUCACCAACAACAUCGCCGACGCUUGGGAACCCCUCUCACAGUGGUUACGCUGCAACGGUCGUCAAGCAUUGAACACAGAAACAGGUGGAGGGAACGUUGCUUCCUGUGAGACGUACAUGUGCGAGCAAAUUGCAUAUCAGGCGGAGAACUCAGAUGUGAUCCUUGGAUACGUAGGAUGGGCAGCUGGUAACUUUGCUACCACUUACGUCCUCAGCGAGACACCCACUGAGAGCGGUACCACCUGGACUGACACAACGCUCGUUUCUACUUGCAUGGCACCGACCGCCAACGGAGUUGUUGCGUAA
Molecule: messenger RNA, 1266 nt
Organism: Serpula lacrymans var. lacrymans S7.9
Lineage: Eukaryota; Fungi; Basidiomycota; Agaricomycetes; Boletales; Serpulaceae
Product: glycoside hydrolase family 5 protein
Exons: 11
Coding region: 1-1266 (421 amino acids)
Biological process (GO): glucan catabolic process
Cellular component (GO): extracellular region
Molecular function (GO): cellulose binding; hydrolase activity, hydrolyzing O-glycosyl compounds
Source: RefSeq, a predicted model, not a curated record